Kockovaella imperatae is the source of this 4805-nucleotide messenger RNA. RefSeq names its product SNF2 family N-terminal domain-domain-containing protein. The coding region runs from base 1 to 4590 and encodes 1529 amino acids. Gene Ontology annotation, cellular component: Ino80 complex. Gene Ontology annotation, molecular function: DNA binding; ATP-dependent chromatin remodeler activity; ATP hydrolysis activity. Gene Ontology annotation, biological process: DNA repair. Lineage: Eukaryota; Fungi; Basidiomycota; Tremellomycetes; Tremellales; Cuniculitremaceae. The transcript is spliced from 15 exons. The record is from RefSeq and is a predicted model, not a curated record.
AUGAUGCCUUCUCUAUUGCUUCAGGGGUCCGAGGACAUUUGGGAGGACGUACUCGCUCAUUAUCAGGCGAAGAGAGAGGCAGAGGUGGAAGAAGCUAUCAUGAUUCAGAAGGACCGCUCUCCUGGCCGCCCAGAUAUGUCCACUAACGGAGACAACGAGACAAAGACCAAACGUCGCCCACCUCGUCGUCGACCCGUCAAGAAGGAGACUGCGGCCGUCGAAGAUGAACUUCUCGGUCUCGCUGACACGCGAGGCAGCAGUUUACCUCCCUCCGAAGUGAUCGACCUGGAAGACGCAGAGCCCGUAGGACCCGAUACGAUCGUCCAUCCGUGUGGACUUACUCGCGCUCAACUCAUCGCCAAAGUUGAAUCGAACGACCUGGUAGGAUUGACAGAACAAGACGUCAAGGCUGUCCAGGACGAGAUUUGGGAACGGCAGAUUCAACGACAGGGAAACUCUGCGCCAGUAAAGAAGGAUGGAACGCUGCGCCGAAAGCCUGGUCCUGCAAAAGGUUGGAAAAAGCUUCGGGCGGGUGAAACAUUGACGGAAGAUCUUCGAGGUGAUGGAGAAAGUGAAUAUGGAAGUACUAUGGGUGGAGGGGAAGAUAUAGAAGGAGGUGGCGGAGAGGCCGAUGCGGAGAUCGCAGCUUUGCUUGGAGGGCCACGUAAAUCGAAAUCGAAGAGUAAGAGAAGGCGCGGUGGUGGGGGAGGAGGAGGAGGAGGAGCAGGGGGAGGAGUAGGCGGGGAAGAUGAAGAGGAACGCGAGGCGAGGUACCGUGCCCUAGGGGAAUACUCCGACGACGAACCCGGUGCAGGAGGAUACGGAUAUUAUGACGAAGCUCGACGAGAUCUUGACGAGGAUAUUCUCAGUAUCGCGGAUGAUCGCAGACCAAGUAAGAGGCCGACAGGUGGAGCAGGUGGAGGAGGAUCACGACCUCGACCAAGGGCUAGAGCAUCUCAAUCGGAUCUAAGGAGAAUAGAAGCGGAGGAUGAGUUGUUCGGUCUAGCCACUGGUUCAGGAAGUGGUGGCGGUGUCGUCGGUGGUGCUGCGACACCACCCAUACAGCUGGCAGCACCAGAAGAACCGAAAAAUCAUCAAGAUCCAAGAGGUGUCAGCGAAGCUGAAGCUAGGGCUAGAUUGGCCGCUGUGGAAGAGUUGCAGAAGCAAGUGUGGCAGAUCAUCGUGAGAGAUGUGCCAAAGAUGUACCGAGUCUAUCAAGCCCAUGAUACGAACGUCAAGCAAGAUUGCUCUCGAACGGCGCAAGCCUGCAUGCGGAAUGCCUUCUACCAACGAGCCAUGAAACCGACGUACAAGUCCGCCGCGAGGAUCAACAAGGACACGAUCUCCAAAUCGCGACGAGUCGUCAAAGAGAUGCUCCUCUACUGGCGAAAGAAUGAGAAAGAUGAACUGGCAGCACGUAAAAAGGCUGAAAAAGAAGCUCUCGAUCGAGCCAAAGCUGAGGAAGAAGCACGAGAAGCCAAACGGCAAUCACGUAAACUCAACUUUUUGUUAACUCAGACAGAACUCUACUCUCACUUUAUCGGUAAGAAGAUCAAGACCGCCGAAGCGGAAGGCGUGGAUGGUGAAGUCACACCGUUACGGGACGGAGAUGUCGAGCGGAAUGUGGAAAGGGAUGAAUUGUUGGCUCGAGGGGAGAUCGGCUUGGAUGCGGAUGGCAAGCCUCUGGCCGAUAUCGAUUAUGAUGAGGAUGACGACGAAACGAUCCGUCAGCACGCCGCCCGAGGCGCCCACGCCGCCGUCCAAGCUGCUAGGGAGAAAGCCAAAGCCUUUGACGACGCGCGAGGUGGAGCACAGCCGGCUUUGGACUUGGACGGGGAUGAGCUCAACUUCCAAAAUCCUACGCUGGCAGAAGACAGCGUAACGAUCACUCAGCCCAAGAUGCUGAUGGCUCAAUUGAAAGAGUAUCAGUUGAAGGGAUUGACGUGGUUAGGGAAUUUGUAUGAACAGGGUAUCAAUGGGAUAUUGGCGGACGAAAUGGGUCUCGGCAAGACCAUCCAAUCUAUAUCUCUGCUCGCCUACCUCGCCGAACAUCACAACCUUUGGGGCCCUUUCCUCGUCAUUGCGCCUGCGUCCACACUGCAUAAUUGGCAACAAGAGCUAGCGCGUUUCGUACCCCGCCUCAAGGCAUUGCCAUACUGGGGAUCUCCGAAGGACCGAGAGACGCUGCGAAAGAUUUGGAGUCGAAAGAAUAUGACUUUCACCGAGGAGAGUCCUUUCCACAUCCUCGUGACGAGUUAUCAACUCGCUGUACAAGAUGAAAAAUAUUUCCAUGCGACUCGAUGGCAAUACAUGGUCUUGGACGAAGCACAAGCCAUCAAAUCAUCGUCAUCUGCUCGAUGGAAAUCGUUACUGUCGCUACAUUGUCGAAAUCGACUGUUAUUGACGGGAACUCCAAUUCAAAACUCCAUGCAAGAACUCUGGGCCCUGCUUCACUUCAUCAUGCCUUCCCUAUUCGAUUCGCAUGAGGAAUUCAGCGAGUGGUUCUCGAAAGACAUUGAGAACGCCGCUGGGGGAGGGACGGGAACUCUUCAACCGGAACAGUUGAGACGUUUGCACAUGAUACUCAAGCCUUUCAUGCUGAGGCGAGUCAAGAAGCAUGUUCAGAAGGAACUAGGUGACAAGAUUGAGAUUGACCUUCUCGUGGAUCUGUCUCAGCGACAGCGAAACAUCUACAAGGCACUUCGUCAACGCGUUUCUAUCGCCGAUCUCAUUGCCCAAGCUAACAACUUGACCGACUCGGCGGGUGCCAAGAACCUCAUGAACCUCGUCAUGCAGUUCCGAAAAGUCUGCAAUCAUCCGGACUUGUUCGAGCGAGCAGAUGUCGUCUCCCCAUAUGUCUUUGGCUCGUUCUCGCACUCUGGACCACUAUCCCGGGAAGGCGAUCAGCUCUAUUGCCCCGAUUCACUGAAGAAUCUCAUCCAAGUCAAGUUACCCAAACUCAUUUGGACCCGAGGCACAUUGGACAGACCUUGCGAUGAGGAACAGCCUAUACCGGGCACCGAUACGCGAUACGUCAACUCCUUGAUGAACAUUUGGAACCCUGCUUGGAUCAAUGCCAGCGUGAAAGAGGAUCAAGGGGAAUUCGGGUUCCUGCGAUUGCUGGAUCUGUCUCCGGGAGCUCUGGCAACGAGGGCAAAAUCUCAUCCUUUGGUAAAGCUCUUACGUGGGGCAGAGGACGAGGUGGAGAUUGUCGAGGAAGGAGAGCUUGAAAAUGACGCCUCGUUCGCCGCAUCCACACGUCAUCCCUAUGCUCGUGUAGCUCCGCGAGUUCCACGGACCGAGCUGGUUUCUGGCUUGACUCCCCUCACGGAUAUCACCAACGAAUGCUGGCAUGAUUCCUUCCUCUCCCGUCGGGAAGCUCGAUUCGCCAUUGAGCCUGCUGUUACGACUUUCAUCAAGCCCGUCAUUUCAGAUCGAUCGUAUCUCGAUACCGAGGCUCUAGUGUUCUCCGAUCCAAUCAUCACCAAAGCGCUCUACGGUCCUACACCUUCUGAGAAAAACGACAAGCAGUCCACUCGGCACCUCGAGCAGGUCGUUCCGUCCCUCACUGCGAAUGGGUUGAUCCCGAGAUCUUCGACACAGACACCAUGGAGUACGCUUCAGAUCCCGCCGCCCAAGCGACUCAUCGUGGAUUCUGCAAAACUCGCUCGAUUGGACGACUUGCUCCGCGUGCUCAAGAGCCAAGGUCAUCGUGUUUUGCUGUAUUUCCAAAUGACAAAAAUGAUGGACCUGGUGGAAGAGUAUUUGAUCUAUAGGCAGUACAAGUACCUCCGCUUGGAUGGAAGUAGCCCGAUUGGUGAGAGGAGAGAUAUGGUCACGAAUUUCCAGACAAACCCCGACUAUUUCAUCUUUUGCUUGAGUACUCGGGCUGGUGGUCUUGGAAUCAAUCUCACAGCUGCGGAUACCGUUAUUUUCUACGACCAUGAUUGGAAUCCGUCCAAUGACGCUCAGGCCAUGGACCGAGCACAUCGGGUCGGUCAAACGAAACAAGUCACUGUCUAUCGUCUCAUUGCCCGAGGAACGAUCGAAGAACGUAUUCUCAAACUUGCUCGAGCAAAAAAGGACGUUCAAGAUAUCGUUGUCGGUACGAAAUCCCUCACGGAUGUUGCCAAGCCAUCUGAAAUCGUCUCGUUAUUCAUGGACGAUGAGGAGCUAGCUGAAUCCGUUGCUAAGCGGAAACAAGCUGAAGCUCAUGGAUAUGUCGUUCCGACGAUCAUUUCAAAGACCAAGUCCAAGUUUGGAGAUGGAUUGGGAGGCAACAUGGAUGACGACGAAGAUGAUUUCUUCAGUCUAAAGAAACGGCCUGCGAAUAAUGAAGAUGAGGACUUUGGGGAUGAAACGCAAGGUGGAUCAGCAGGCGGUUCAGGAGCAGCGGCAAAUAGCGGCGGCGGCGGUGGUGGUGGUGGUGGUGGUGGUGGUGGAUCAGGAGCUACUGGUGCAUCAGUCAAUGGGGCGGGAUCGAAAUCAAAAUCUAAGAAGAGGAAAGCGGACGGCGAGACCCCGACGCCUAAGAAGGCUCCGAAGAAGAAAGUCAAAAUUGCUCUGGGACCAGAUGGUCUGCCACUGUGAGAUGAUGGAGGGGGGAAGGACCCUCUUGGUGUUAAGAGUGGAGCAUGCGAGAGACGAUGUAAUCAGUUGACAAAUCAGCAUUUUUUGCGCCUUUAUUCGUGUGAUGCGUAGUAUGCAGAUAUAGUGUAGUUUACAGUCUGCAACCGGCUGCACAUCAUUCACAGUCAGGUCACUUGUUACAGUUACAGGAGAAGAAAUGCAUCGAUCUCGCCAGA